This is a messenger RNA of Parasteatoda tepidariorum (common house spider), 1838 nucleotides long. Its product is annotated as tetraspanin-18B. Gene Ontology annotation, cellular component: plasma membrane. NCBI's taxonomy places the organism in Eukaryota, Metazoa, Arthropoda, Arachnida, Araneae, Theridiidae. The record is from RefSeq and is a predicted model, not a curated record.
CGCCAAUAUUUCCAGAUUGUUGGUUUCUGAAUGAAAACCGUCUUGUAGUUGUCUGCAAAGAAACCAGUCUUGUCACUUGAAGAGUCGAGUUAGCAGUUUUUUUACAAACAAUAAUUUUUAAAUUAAGACUUUUUAAGCCAUCACGAAAGGUUUUAGGUGCUAAUUAUAAAUUUAAUUAGUUCUUUACAAGCUGUGUGUGAAGUUGUUUUGACAGUCUUUCAAAUUUCCUGUGUUUUUAAUGUUUACAAAAUAUCCCCUCGCAUGAAGAACUUUCGGAAAGGUAUAUUUUUUUCAAGAAUGGACAAGAUCACAACCAAAAGGAUCAACUGCAAAUCAUUCAAUUAUAAUGUUAAAUAUUUAAUAUAAUUUCAUUUUGAUUUAACAUUAUAUGAGCUAUAAAUGGGGACUAACGGUGUCGCUCGACUUUGUGUAUGUUUUCUAUCGUUCAUAACAUGGCUCCUUGGUGGAAUUGUGCUGGGAACAAUGAUGUGGGUUCUUGCCACAACACCUGCUCUGAAAGAAUUCUUUUCGGGAACAUUAAUAUUUACUUAUUGUGUACUAUGCAUUGGUUCCCUACUCUUUUUAAAUGGAAUUCUUGGUUGGAUAGGAUCUUAUAAAAGAGGGACUUGCCUUAUGAAAUUUUAUUUAGUGCUUUCUGUUUUAACGAUAUCAGCUGAAGUUGGUGGUAUUGUUGCAUUAAAUGUUCUUCGGACUAAGAUGACUGAUGUUCUUAGUACAGCUUGGAAUGAAGUGAAUCAGAUGACCAAGAAUGUAGUUCAAGAACAUUUUGAUUGCUGUGGAUUUAUUGGACCACAGGAGUUUGUUGACACCACUGAUCCAAUUGAUGAUAGUUGCUACUACACAGUCACAUCAGAUGAAGAUGUAUCAGUUGUACAAAUGAAAACUCUAAACAGAAUAGGCUGCAAGGAGAAAUUAGUAGAUUGGUUUUAUAACAAUAAAAUUAUAUGGAUUGCAAGCUUAGGAGGUCUUUUACUUUUACAGGUUGUUGUAGUUUUGUUUGCUGUUUAUGUUAUUAACCAAGUCAAACGAGCCAAAAGAUCAAACCCACCAUCCUCCAAUGAUGUUCAGUAUCAUACUCGACUGUGAUUAAAACCAGUUUGUUUAGAUAAGGUUAAGGUGCUAAUAUUUUCUAAUUCUUCUUUUAAGUCAAAUAGGGAUCAUCUGCCCUCUAAGUAUUUGUAAUCUCAUUUUAUUCUGUUUAACAUCUUUUUACAAUAUUGCCACAGAAUAAUCUUUGAUGAAUAAUGUUAUUAGCAUGUACUUCAAUUUAUGUUGGAAACCUUGAAGUUGAUUUUUUUUUGUGAUUUUGUAUCAAUUUUAUAAAUUUCAAUACAUUUAAUGAAUAAAAACAAUUCACCAGAGAGACACUUGAUAAAUAUUAAAAUAGUGCUACAGUGGUCAACAAAUAAAACCUUGUUUGUGAUCAUGACAUUAGCGUUAGUUUUAAUAAGUCAAGAUAACUCUUUCAAGCUAAAUUUUCUAAUAUGAGAAACUGAGUUUUUAAAUUUAACUUUAAAUGCUUCAAUCUCCAAACAUUGCAAAGAGAAUUGCAUAUGUUAUAAGUUUUAGAAAAUUCAACUUUGACUUUGAAGACUUUUUAAGUACUACACAGGUUUACAUGAUGCUAAGGCUUUCUUCAAAUGUGAAUUUAAUUAUAUUUUACAAUUGACCUUAACGAUCAUUCUUACUUGGGAUUGUUUAUUUUGUACCAGAAACUGCUCCUUUUGAUACCAUAUAAUUUUGAACUAAAUAGGAUUGUUUUGUGAUAUUUUUAUAAGUGUUACUCUGAACACUAAAUAAGCAUUUAAAUAUCUGUG